AACCGGAGGCGAAUCUCCAGAGGAUGUCAGGUUCACACCACAUCAACGUUACCUCAAGACAGUAAUUGAAGGCUGUGAACAGAUGGAUGUAGAAAUUCCUCGAUUGAUAGGAAAACUGGAGGGAAUGGCGAAUGGCGAUCUGCCUGUCAACGAAUCAGAACUUCAAAACGAGUUGUACAAGUACAAUGAGAAAUUUUACAAGCAUACAGUUGCUGAACUGGCUGAAGAUGCCAUCAGUGUGGUUGCACAAGAUGGAUGUGCGAGCACACCCCCUGUCCCCAUGUACAUUGGUUUUUCAACCAAAAGUUUAAGUGCCAAAAGUUUAAGUGCGUGGGGAGAAGAAGCUUUUCAACGCAGAGGAAGGAACACGGGACAAAGAGAAUGAGUGCAGGUCCCAACCUCGAUCUCGGAAACGUAUACAUACUCAAUCUUUGGAUACACGAGGAGGAUUCACAGGACAAAUGCCUAGAUUUCAGGGUUUACGAACUUUGUCUGGUUGUAAGUCUACGGAAGAAGAGAUAGAAAGGACAAAAUGUCAAAAAUUAAGACGUGUACAAAGCGAACAAGUAUAGAGAAUGACAAUUUGUAUGUAUCUCUAAAUACAAAAUGUUUGUUUUGCAUUGUACAGAUUUUCAUUCUUGAGAUAUUCAUCCUCGAAACAGUUUGUCGCGGGAUCGCCAUUGCGAUUCCCAAC
Molecule: messenger RNA, 694 nt
Organism: Guillardia theta CCMP2712
Lineage: Eukaryota; Cryptophyceae; Pyrenomonadales; Geminigeraceae
Exons: 1
Source: RefSeq, a predicted model, not a curated record